This is a messenger RNA of Podarcis lilfordi (Lilford's wall lizard), 12753 nucleotides long. Lineage: Eukaryota; Metazoa; Chordata; Lepidosauria; Squamata; Lacertidae. The record is from the annotation of a GenBank genome assembly.
GCCUUCCGGGGGCGGGGCGGAGCGGCUGCCGCUCCCCGGCGGAGCCUCCCCGCUGUUCUCCCGGCCGCUGCGCCGGUUGUGUUUCCCCGUUUCCUGGUCGCCGCGGCUCCUCCGCCCUCGCAUGGCGGAUGGGAGGCGCGGCAGGGACCGGGUGCCGCCGGCGCUGCUGGGCGGCCCCUUCGGCGCGCGGGGGGCCGAGACGGAGGCGGAGUCGGCCGAAGAGGAGGUGGUAGUGGCGGCGACGCCGCUGCGAAUGCCCUCGGUGCCGUCGACGUCGUCCUUGCGCGGCGGCGGAGGGGUCGCCUGGCCCAGCCGCUUCGUCCUCUGCCUCUACGCCGUGGGCUUCCUGGUGAGCUGGGCCUCGGCGGGCAAGGAGGCCGGGGGAGACCCCGGGGCCGGCAGGCGAAGCCCCCUGAGGGGGUCGGGGAGAGAGAGAGAGGAGAGACCUCUCUCAGAAAAAAACACCCCCCUUGAACUCGUGCCUCCCGAGGAGAAUGCACUCUGCACAUGUUCAGAGGCGCGCGCGCGCACUGCACCGCUGGCUCCUCGCCAGCUAUAAAUCCUGCCACUAAAAAAACAGUCUUUUCUUCCCCCAAACUUGGGCCUCCCACCUGCUUUUGGACUACAGUUUCCCUCAUCGUCCCUGACUGCUGGCUAGGGAUGGCAAUGUUUUAGGAACAAAAUAAAAAAUAAAAUUCCUUCCAGUAGCACCUUAGAGACCAACUAAAUUUAUUGGUAUGAGCUUUCGUGUGCAUGUGCACAUGCCAUAAACAUAGCUGUCAACUUUCAGAUUUGAAAAUAAGGGAUCAGCAGCCUCGCCUGUCCCGGGGACAGUCUACGGGAUAUCUAACAAUCCGGGAUAUCAGCGGGAAACAGCACUGGAAUAAGGGAAUUUCCUGCAAAAAAAAGGAAGGUUGACAGCUAUGGCCAUAAGCACCAAAUGUACACGGCCGUUUGGAACACAGAAAUAAAGAAAAGUCAUCAAAUCUAGCAUGCGGGGUAGGGGGGCGCCUAAGUUAUAUAAUUCAGCAUUUGAAUGAUUGGUAUAAGUAACUAUUAUAAUUUGGUGUUGUUAUAAUGAGGCUAUUAUUGGAUUGUAAUUGAAAAUUAAUCAAAUGGUACAGUGGUACCACCAGGGAUGAUUUGGGGGGCACAUGUCCUGGACCAUGCCACUGCAGAAUGAGCAGGACAGCCCCCUGCCCUCAGAUGCAGUAGGGCUAGUUUAUCACAUCUGUAAGUGAAGUGAUGCACAAUGCUGUCUUGAAGAGUUCCUUCAGGCCUGAAAUCAUAACGGCGCUGCUGAACGUACACACUACAUUCAGCAAGCAUGCCACAUAAUUCGCACACCCUCCCCACCCCCAUAGUCCAGAAGUAUCCCUUAAAUGGGAGUUUUAUAAGCAAAUGUAGUCAUAUUUGUUUUAUAUUACCGGGACAGGUCCUUUCCUUGGGACGCAACAAUAGAACGUGAAGCAAAAGCAAGUGAUUACACAACGUACUAGGUUUCUUUGUUGUGCAAAAGUUGCUGUGAAAUUACAGUGUCAGUACAUAAAUGUACAUCACAGUGCAUAACUGGCCUGGGUAUAUAUAUGCUUAAGUCGCUGAAAAUCUGUGUUGUCUGUUUCCAGGAUUUCUUUGGUGUCAGCAUGAUUGUCCCCUUAUUAAGCCUUCACAUCAAGUCUAUAGGAGCAAGCCCAACAGUUGCAGGAGUGGUAGGUGAGCACAUCAUCUAACCUUGUAAGCAAUUGGAGGAAGUGUGCCUUCCUUUUCAGCGAAAGGCUGUGGAAACCAGCCAGUCCGAAGCAGCAGGGUCUCACUCAGAAGCCUCUGGUAUAAAAAUGUGCAAGUUGUCAUUUAAGUUAGCAACAGUUGUUAAUGGACCUGGGGAUAGAAAAUGAAAGACUUCCCUAUACCCUGCUAAGCAGCCAGCAGUGAGGGCCUUUUCUUGAAAGUCGGUCUGUGACAUCACAAGGCUGGCUCUUGAACAACUGACUUACUUGAAAGCCUUUAGCACAGAGCGCCUUUCAGCAGUUUGGGUUGGUGUGUCCAGCUGAGACUUCUGGACGGAGAUAGUCUGGCCAUAGUUACCCAUACGCUUGUUACAUCCCCCCUGAAGUAUUGCAAAGCAUUAUACAGUGUGGGAGCCAGUGUGGUGCAGUGGUUAAGAGCGAUAGACUUGUAAUCUGGGGAACCGGGUUCGCGUCUCCGCUCCUCCACAUGCAGCUGCUGGGUGAUCUUGGGCCAGUCACACUUCUCUGAAGUCUCUCAGCCCCACUUACCUCAGAGUGUUUGUUGUGGGGGAGGAAGGGAAAGGAGAAUGUUAGCCGUUUUGAGACUCCUUAAAGGGAGUGAAAGGUGGGAUAUCAAAUCCAAACUCUUCUUCUUUUUCUUCUUCUUAUACACUGUGUUCUCUAUGAAAAUGGUUCUGAAACUUCAGUUAGUGCAGGUUGUGCUGACCAGAGUUUUGAUUAUUUACUUGCAUCAUUUCUUGCCAACCGUAGAACUUCUCUGGCUGCCUAUUGACUUCUGGGCCCAGUUUAAAGUGCUGGUGCUUCUUUUUAAAGCCCUAAAUAGGUUGGGACCUAAGUAUUUGAAGGAAUACCUUCCCUCCCAUACCAGCUGCCCACACACUAAAGUCAUGUGGGCAAGUCCCUUUAUUCCAGUGGGUCUUCUCUGAGCAUUACAUAGUUGGAUAUCACCCUUUGUGAUUAUCAUAAAAGAAACAGAAAGUCUAAUGACUAAACCAGUUGUCAUUUACAUUUUGCAUUAUGUUACUAGUAAGGCGGGAAGAAGCUGGGCUUAAUUAUACCAUAGGGGGGAAAUCCACUACAACUGCUGUUUAGAUAUUAAAUCUGUAAGGAAGAAUCCUACAGAGAACAUGCCAGGAAUCAUAUAAUAUCUCAGAGCUCCAUCUCUAACUUCAGAGCCAGUGUUGGAUUCUCCCUUUGGUGGAAACAUCUAACUACCACCAGAGCUCUGGCAUUGGUAGAGCCAAAGGCAGGUGGGGGGCGAAUUGGAAACAGUUUGGGGGCAUGUUGGGCAAGACCAAGAAUUGGCCUGGAUCCAAACCAUAUUAGCAACCCAGGAUGUUCCCAAACUGGGGAGAUAUUUAGAAAACUUUGUGAAUUUCCUACAGUUUCCAGUGUGAGGGAAAUGGUUGGUUGGUUGGUUUAAAAAAACAACAACCAGAAAAAGCGCAGAAAAAUGCAAAAGUGCUCCUCUGCCUUUGUUUCCACUCUGCUGAAUAGAGCCCCAAUGAGAGCUUUGUCUAAGGCAGUCAAUCUCUGGGGCUUGCCUCCCCUUCCUUAGAACUGCAGCUUGAGUAUGCUUAGUUGAUGGCCAUCACCACAGCUUAUGAUAGUGAAAUUUGUAUGUUUUAUGUGAAGAAAUGCUUCUUUUUCUCCUGAACCUAUUCCAGUAAUUUGCACUGAUGUACCUGUGCUCUAACUUAUUGAAGACGAUUUCUUUUUUUCUUUCUCACCACUGUUUUCACACUAUUUUUAUUCUCAUGUGCAAGUCAAAUUGAACUUAUUCUAAACUGCUUUACGCAUGUCAGCAUCAGGAGACCCCAAAAUCAAACCCUGAGUUUAUAACUAAGGACUCAACACAUUACAGUCACUUAAUUAUGCAGUAAGAAUGUCAGUGGUUUGCCUUUAUUGUGUUCAAAUACAUGCCAAUGAGUUUUUACUUUACUGUAAAACCUCCAGUCUACUAUACCGUUCCAUUGCAUUGCCACCAAAGAGAACUCUGAUCCGAAUUAAACUUGUCUCAUAAAUAAACCUACAAAAGUUACCAGCCUGCAGCAGCCUGCUGAUUUGUAUGCUGCAUACAGAGAAGGGGGACUUCCUUUUUCUUGUGAUUGCUUCGUUUUGUGCUAUGUUUGCUCCAUCCCUCCUCCACCAAUUUGCUCUCACAUUUGUGGAAUUCCAUGCGCUUGCCUUCAUGCAGUUCCUUGUUGCUAGUAGACAGGUGAUACGCUUCAAUGGCCUUUUUCCAAAUUCAAACAAAAAUGAUAUAUCUGGAAGCGUUUCUUUUAGUAAAAUUUAGAAACAUGCUAUUUCUGAAAGUUCUGAAAGUUCUGAAGUUUUGCUGGACACAAUUCUGGCCUUUGGUAUAUGUAACUAUGCACUGCACUUGCCCAGUACAAACUGCAUCCUGUCGUGGCCUCUUAAGAUCAGCUGCCAUCUGCCGCCCAUGUCUGAAUCAAGGACAGAUAAGUUGUGGCCCUCCAGGUUUUGUUGAACUGCAACUCCCACCAACCCUGGCCCUUGACCAUGUUAGACGGGGUUAAUGGGAGUUGCUGUCUCUAAAUCUGAUGGGCACCAUGUUGGGAAAGGUGUGUUAAAAUGGCAUUGGUUCAUAGACUGUUCCUGAUUGGUUCAAUGUUCCACGGCUGCAGAGUUCCAUUGGGCUCAAGCAGUGGAUUCAAGCUUCCCACACAAAUUUGUGGGAAGGCAACCCCACACAGAUUUGUCUGGCAUCAUAUCCCAAGUAUUGCAGAAAAUAUAAGGCAUACCUUGGCUUCUUUCAGUGAGUUAUUCAUACCUCUUCUUUCAUCUGUCUUUGACACAGACUCACUAAAUGGUGGGAUUUUUCCUAUUUUUUUAUUUUAUUUUUAAAUUAUCUAGCCGGAAGAGUCAGUGAGCCAAAGUUUGCAGCUGGAACAAGUCAGGAUAUAUUUUCCCCCUUCUUUGAAAAUCUGCAAAAGGCACUCGAUAUCUUUUUGUAUGCAACCGCACCAGCUAAAAUAGUAUUGUAUAUGCAAACAAAUGGGGAGCAGGAGAAGAGAUACCCACAAAAGAAAUUUGGCAGAACAAAUUGAUAGAAUACAUAGAACUAGUAACCAUGACCAGGAAACUAAGGAAUAAGGAUGAGUUAAAGAGAAGAGUGGAGGUGUUUUGGAGAUUAUUUUAGAGGGUACAAUAUGCAAUUUAACCUACAAGUAGGAGUUAACAUAUGAGCAGCAGAUAACAUCAAAAAAGGAAGACUUGAGAUGAUAAUGGGUGAAAUAUCAGGAUAUGCCUCAGAUCCAGAUUUCUCUAGAAUGUCACAGAGAGAUGGAUUGGGAAGUCUUAGGAAAAGAGCUAAGUGGUGGAUAACAUAAGAUGUGUGUAUAAAAGCUGGUAAAUUGCGUAAAUAAAAGUUAGAAUUGCAUACAUAAAGGUUUUUUAAAAAAGAAAGUCUAUGAAGUUAUAAUUCUACUCUGAUUUUUAAAAAUGCUUCCUUCACUUUUAGGAUCUUUAUAUGGCGUUCUGCAGCUCAUUUCCAGUACCUUAGUGGUAAGUUUGGUCACCAUUUUUAAUGUCUGGAAUAGUGUGAUGCAGUAGAUAGAAUGUUGUAUUUAAAUACAGGCAUUCCAGCUUCAAUUUCUUGUUGAACUCUUUAGCUUAUUGGGUUGCUGUGAGUAAGUCAGUAUCUCUCAGCUGAGCCUGUCCCAUAAGGUUAGUGCGACAAUACAUACAUAUGCUGUGGAAGUGAUGUGAUAAAAACUGAUCAAAUUAAAAGUGUAUUUUUUGAGUGGGAUGCAUAGUGACAGAGCUGGCAUCUAAGAGUUCCAUGGGUAGGCAAACUAAGGCCUGGGGGCCGGAUCCACCUGAAUCGCCUUCUAAAUCUGGCCCGUGGACGGUCCGAGAAUCAGCGUGUUUUUACAUGAGUAGAAUGUGUCCUUUUAUUCUAAAUGCAUCUCUGGGUUAUUUGUGGGGCAUAGGAAUUCGUUCAUUUUCUUUUUCCAAAAUAUAUUCCGGACCCUGACAAGGUCUGAGGGACAGUGGACCCCUGUCUGCUAAACAAACGUAGGGGAGCUUCCAUUGUUGUUCAACAAAUGACCACCAUAUGGCAAACUGUAUUUGAAACUCCUCAGUUUCAAAAGCAAUUUGUUGUGCAUUAUAGGUAGCCUCUUGGGCUGCCUUUACUUUUGGAGACAACAGAGUAAUUAAACCAUUACUUCAGAUUAAUUUUGAAAUUUCCGCAUGUACUUCAAAAUAAGAAGCUGCCCUUUCUGUAGCUGGACUUUACUUAUUUAUUGUUGUUACUGCAGUUCUAGAAAAUUAUCUAAUACAUCAGGGAAAUGCCAUGCGGUUCUUUAGCUUUUACAGGAUGGGGUCCCUAAAUGGUGGCAUUUAGGUUCUUCCUCCCCCCCUUAAUCCCAGCCUAUAACCAAAUGUUUAUGUCUCCCCCUCCUUUUCUAUAGCUCCAACACCAACACCAACCCAAGCAAAAAUUGCUUGUUCAAACCAGAUAUCACAAAACACAUUUUUACGUUUGUAAUCAUACCCGUGUUCAGUACCAGUCAGUGCCACUAUCUAUCUAAAAUAUCAACUUCUUUAUUUAGCUUAACUGUUAUUGUCACACUAUGUUACGAGAGUGAAAUUAUUAUCAGAACGCAUUAAUGAAAAGGGUUGAGCAACAACCCCACCCCUUCAAUUAAUGUUAUUUAUAAUUCCAUGGAAAUAGGAAGUAGGCAGCUGUGUUGACUUGAACAGGCUCCUUCUGUAUUAUCCAGGGAUCCUGGAGUGAUGUGGUGGGAAGACCUUAUUGCCUACUUGUCUGCAUUAUCUUCAGCGCAUUGGGUUAUUUUAUGCUUAGUGUCUCCAGCAAUGUGGUUUUAUUUGCUGUUGCUCGGAUUUUUGUGGGUAAGUAGCUGCUUGGCUAUUCAUACCCGAGCUCAGUUCAUCUUUCAAUCAGUAGUGGAUAAUCAUAGCAUAGUUCAUUCCUCUUACUUCUGAGAAGCACAAAUUCUGAAGAGUUAAAUGCAUUAUAUGUAAUAGAGCCAGUUAAGCACUUUUAAUACCAUUUUUCCCCAGUGGGAAAGCUAUAUUUCUCCCAUUUUAAUUAAGGGGACAAGAUUUGAAACGAGGGCCAUGGUAUGCCCAUUCUUGCUAUGAGUGAUAGAAUUAUUCAGUGUAGGGCUGUUCUUACUUUUAGGAUAGCUUUAUCCUUCAAAAAAACCUUCCUAGGGUAGCUUACAUUUGUUGUUGCCACAGUCAAAAGUUCCCAAAAUGCAACCUUUUAAUUUCAUUAUGGCGUCAUUGGUUAGCAAAGUGGGAGCAUCUUGUCCUCCAGCCUUGUAGUAAAGCUAGCAACAUUGCAAAGUAUCUCCCGCCGGCUGUUUGCUAAAGGUAUAGGAAAUCUCUAAACAAGAACAGAAACAGCAGUCAGUUGCAAAAAGUACAUCCUAGUGGGUAAAGGGCACCAGGGAGAUCCGGGUUCAAAUCUUCACUCAGUCAGGAGGCUGGUUAGUUACUUUUGGAGCUGUCGCACGCAAGCUCAGCUGAACCUUGCUCACAGGGCCUUUGUGAGGAUUUGAGGGAAAGGCAGAAUAAAAAUGCGAUAGAAACCAUGAAUUGCAAUAUUUUUAAGGCUGUUAUUAUAGUUUCAGAAUAAAAGCUAUUCGAUUUAAUUUUGUCUUAAAAAUAAUCUUAAGUAUCUGUGAUUUUCUUCUCGUAACACUAAUGCCCAACUUUAAAAUGAUCACACAAUUAGUCACUUCUGGGGAGGAAGAAGAAGAAGAGUUUGGAUUUGAUAUUCCGCUUUAUCACUACCUGAAGGAGUCUCAAAGCGGCUAACAAUCUCCUUUUCCCUUCCUCCCUGACAACAAACACUCUAUGAGGUGAGUGAGGCUGAGAGACUUCAGAGAAGUGUGACUAGCCCAAGCUAGAGAUUGAAAAGAAAAUUUUAUUGCAUUUUCAACUUUUCUUUCCUUCUCUGCUGCCUUUAUGACAUGGGUUUGACAGUUUGGGAUCUGCACUUCUCUAAGUAAAUUUCUUCUCUAAACACAUUUCUCGUUCGUUUCUAGGUAUUUUCAAACACACACACUCAGUUUCCAAAGUUCUCAUCUCUGACUUGGUUUCUGAGAAGGACCGCCUCCGAGUAAUAGGACAUUUCAACGCCGCUGCCAGUAUUGGUUUCAUUCUGGGGCCUGUUGUUGGAGGCUACCUUACGGAGCUCGAGGGGGGCUUUUAUAUCACAGCUUUCAUCUGUGCUUCCAUCUUCAUCUUGAAUGCUGGUAUGUUGCUUGAUAUUUUUCUCUUGAUGCCCCUCCUUUUACAAUAUAAAUGUUGUUAUUGUUAUCAGUCUUUUGUAUAUUUAUUGACCAACUGCAGUAGUUGCAUCAAUUACGGAUGGGGAACCUACAGCUCACAGACCCUCUCCAUUUGUCCCCUGGGCCAUUUUGGCCAGAUGAUAUCCAUUUGCCCUACAAGUAAUUGUCAGAUCUCCAUAGGCAGCAUUCUGUUGUAGCCAAUAUAAUAGAUUCAGGUAGGUAGCCGUGUUGGUCUGACGCAGUUGAAAUAAAUUAAAAAAUUGUCCAGUAGCACCUUAGAGACCAACUAAGUUUGUUCUGGGUAAAAAUCUGAAGAAGUGUGCAUGCACACAAAAGCUUAUACCCAGAACAAACUUAGUUGGUCUCUAAGGUGCUACUGGACAAUUUUUGUAUUUAUUUCCAAUAUAAUAGGUAGCAGUGUGCGCUUGGUUGUGGCAUGCAUAUAUUGCCCACAACAGUUUCUCUGCUUUGCCCCCAAAGUUUGGCUCCAUCUUACGUCGGGCCUGCGUAAUACAUUUCGAUGGGCACUAGGUUAUUUCUAGAAAACCAGCAGCACAGCCUCGAUUUGUAAAGGUGUCUCAAUUUCCUUUGCAGGUCUUUUCUGGAUACUGCUAUGGCUCGAAAAGAAAAAGCAUGGUAACGACUGGAGCAUUAUUAACCCAGCAAAAGGCAGUCCCUUACCAGUGGCAAAGCUCAGCUUGCAGAAGGACCCUCUAUCUCGCGAAGCCACAAGGAACAGUACACACCCCCAGACCUCUUGGGCUCAGAUUGUCUCUGUGUUGAAGAGGAUUCGCAGCAUUACCCGUUCCGAUCUGCGGGAUGUCUUCCUGGUACGGCUACUGAUGUCAAUCGCAGUCAUGCUUUACCAUAGCAAUUUUGUCUUGGCACUUGAAGAGAGGUUUGGGAUCAAACCUAAACUCACUGGUUACCUCAUAAGCUACAGCAGUGCGCUUGGAGUGGCUGCUGGCUUUCUGCUCGGACCAAUUACAAGACUAUAUAAGCACAACACCUACGCCAUCUUACUGCGGUCCACCAUCUUCACCUGCGUGCUCACGAUGAUAUAUUCUCUCUCGAAGAACGUAUGGGCGGUGGUCCUGUCCUCCACCUUUUUAGCAUUUUCGACCACCAUCGGACGUACUUGCAUUACUGAUCUUGAGCUGACUUUGGGGGGGGACCAGGCCAGUGGUAUGCUCAUAGGUGUCGGUCAGUCGGUCUCGGCCGUCGGCCGCAUACUUUCCCCUCUUCUGUCAGGAAUCGCCCAGGAGUUCAGCCCUUGUGGGCCUCCCAUUCUCGGGGGCCUGUUGGGAUUUAUAGCUGUUCUCAUCAUGGUCCUCAACAAAUCACGAUACACAGUCAUCAGGGGCGCCAGAGUUAAAAUGAGAUAAGCUGUUAGUGCUGCUACUUAAAAAAGCAACACAACUGAGAAAUGAAAAUGUUAAAGGUUCAGGAGGACUGUUGUUGGGACGCUUUAUAACGAAACACUAUAGCGUCAAGGAAAGAACAGUUCCCUUAUCUUUCAUCCUGACCAGUAAACUUAACAGGUAAAUUUGAGGCUGGUGAAGGGGCGUUAAUUCACACAGCUAAUAAGAAAUCUUGCUGGUUGUAGUGCAAAGGGAAAGUUGCUGAACAUUACAUCUAUUCAAAUAAUUUUAAAUUGUGAUUAAAAUCCUGGUGUAGGUAUUUUAAAAACAAGUAUGACAAUAGGACUAGAGCCUGACUCCAGGUAUGUGGUGUCAUUCCAAAAGAAAAACGGAGAAUGGAAGAGAUGUUGUCCAUUUCUGCUGUGGUCCAGUUAGAUCUCAAAAUGUGGGGCAGACUUCCUUCAAGCCUCACACAUCGUUGCCAGAAGAUGCAGGGCAAGGUUUGGACUUUCUGCAGGGCUGUGGUCCUUGUAUAUGUUUGCAGAGUAAUGAAUCUUUAGUUAACAUGCAAUUAUUAAAGGUGGUGUUCUACUAGUUGUGCCAUCUUGGUUUGGAACAAUUCUAACACUGAACACUUACUGGGGAAGGGGACCUUAAUGACAAAUGUGCUUUCGACUUGGGAAGAAUACUACCACUCAGGGUCAUCAGCUGUGGGGUUUACAAAGCCGCAGCAAAGACUCAAAAGCAGGAAGAGUCCAUAUUGGGGGUUUUCCAGGAGUUUCCUACCUCCUCCUUUGCUACAGGACAUCCUAAGCAAGUCGUUUCCUCUUUAUUAUGGUUUACUGAAGUGUUGUGUUUCAAGGAAUGCAUGUUUCCUUUAUACUUGAAAUAGUACAGGAAUGGGGAAAGGCUGCUCUCUGCAGCAGACAUCCUUAAAGGAGGCUUGUGACGGCGGCCACAUAUUUAAAAGAGAGUUUUAACUUGCUUGGCGGCAAUUUUGUUGUUGAGUUUGGGGGCUUGGAGGAAUUACCUGGUCAGGUUUGUCAGGAGCAUUGGUUUCGUACCAAGUGUAAUAAUGUGAUGUAACGUGAGAGCAUUGAAGCUGGAAUCUGUAUUACAUGUAACUCAAACCUCAAGAGCCACAAACCUUAAACUAACGGUAUGCCUUUUUGAAAACAAGUAGAUGGAGCUUGCUUCAAAAAUAUAUACAUAGGGAUGUCCCUGUUUUGUAUUCAUCCGUCUUUGAUCAGCUGCUUGAAAUAGAAACAAUUGUCCAAUCAACUCCAGCUGAAAUAUAAUGAAAUAUGGCCUGCUUUUUAGUUAAAAUGGCACUGGCACAGGCUUGGACAACUUGGUCCCACUAAGAUUAAUGCAUAUUGUAGACUGCAAUCUGAGGGAGGCAGCAAAAACAAGAAGGCUUGGUAGGCUGCACUCAUUUAAUAAAACAGAUAAGAAAAAAAGGUGAUGCAUUUACAAAACAGGCAAGAUAGAAUUGUCAUCCGUACUAAGGCUGCAAUUCUAAGCGUAUUUAUUUAGGGCCUAACUACAUAUUGCACACAAAAGCAAGGAAAUGAACCUUGAUGGCCUCACCAUCCCAAAAAGCUAGUUGGCAAGGGAUGAUGUUGAACAUUUUUUCUGCCUGCUGCUUCUGCACUCCAGGUUGCACCUCUUCCGCUUUUACUCUCCACACCCUCCAAAUGAAAGUCCAGUUGCAUUUGUCAUAAAAUUUAAGGCUAGAAUUUCAAAGCAUGUGAGAGUAGCUGUGGUGAGAUGGGGAUCAGAGCAAAGAGGUGGUGAGUUGGGAGCUGGUUAAGUACCUCUGCCCAAGCGUAGAUGCAUUCUGUUCUUAGGAACCUUUGCUUGCUUUAGUGCCGUCCAGGAAGAGGCUCAAUUCCUAGGGAAAUGUGCGUAUGAACAUUUACCUGCUCACAGUUCAAAACUGGUCUGCAAAGUUUCUUUUGAAACUGCGAGCUCAGAAAUCAAUCUUAACUACUUACAUGAUGUAGCAGAAUAAACAUUUAGGAAUCAUUUCUCGUAUCUGUGGAGCAUUCGGGACAAAGAACAUCUGUAAAAAGAGUCCCUCAGGGAUGCAUUGUACUUCAUUUGAAGGCAGUUUAAAAUGGCUUCGCAUUGUUCUCUUGAAAGUUAAGAGCUCUGGGAAUUACAUAACAAUGUUGGUAACUGGAAAUAAAAGGGAAAAGAAUGUCCACCUUUCCUGCUUGUCGUCAGUUAUUGUUGUCUAUUUGCUCAUUAUUCCAGCCAAAAUAAUUGCUGGUCUAUAAAUUGCACAUCCCACACAGAGGCUGUUCCAAACAGCUUCCAUGUGUUGAGUAUUUACACUUGUAAAGUGUUUACACUAUUUAUUAUUAUUAUUAUUAUUAUUAUUAUUAUUAGAAUUUAUAUACCGCCUUAUACCCAGAGGUCUCAGAGUGAUUCACAGAACAAAAUCAAAAUAUAAAAGCACAAAAAUAUAUAAUCGAAAUAAAAACAAUACCCCCCCCCAAAAAACCCCACAUUUUAAAGGGGCACUUGUAGAACAACUUGCUAUAUGGAUUAUCAGUUGGAGUUUUCACACCAUUACCAACCACUCCUAAGGCUGUUUGAGGUGAUUGUGUCGAGAGUCCUGUGGUGGUGGCAAACCUUGUAGUUUAGCCACGUUAUAAAUCACAAACAUUUUUGUACUAAAUGAUAAACAAUAGUUACAUCACAUGUAUAGAGUUUGGACUUCCUCACUUUGUCACUGCCUGGUUCCUCAAAUAUUAGUUUGUUAUGCGAGGCAUAAACUACCCACAUUACUCUGCAAUCUUCAAUGGGGCUUACUCCAAGGUAAGUAUGUAUAGGACUCUGUCUUCAAACGAUCAACUCUUCUCACAGAGCUUUUAAUCACUGUUAGGUGAUGAUUGAUACUUUUGUAUAAACAUGAAGUAUUCUGUGUUGGUACAGAGCAAACUGAAAAGAAAGUUGUGUUUUGUAUCUUCCAACAGAUGGCACUAGAGAUUAGGUAUUACUUCAGCAGUUCUGCUUUCAAAGCAUCCGUAAACUUACUGCAGCACAAACCCAGGAAAAACUAGCCAUUUUACCGCCAAAUAAAGAUGUAUUAUGCUAUUAGAACUGCUUGGGAAAUGUUUGUCAAAAUCAAAUUUUUUCAUAGCCCCAUCCAGUUUAUGCUUCAUUUCACACUUUGCCAUUCUGUAUAUAUAUCUUUUCAUUUAUUAAGCAAAUAUAACUGUAUUUUCCGUGAAAUAAAAUCCAGAUCCAUAAAACCUACUGAGAGGAUCAAAUUCAAUUUUGAAGUCAAUAAACGAAACAAUUUUGGACUGAAAACAACGUAUUGAGGUGACUAUCCAAUCAUGA